Porites evermanni is the source of this 417-nucleotide messenger RNA. The record is from the annotation of a GenBank genome assembly. Lineage: Eukaryota; Metazoa; Cnidaria; Anthozoa; Scleractinia; Poritidae.
AUGUCGUAUUUCUUGAAUUCUAUUCGAAAGGAGCUUAACGGCAUUAAAUCUGUCGGAGGCUGGAAGGCUGCCUGGUACCUGCUACUGAGGGAGUGCUACGUUCGCUAUGGAAGUCUUGUAGGAACUGAUAAAUACGGUAACAAGUACUACGAGAAUAACAGCUUCUUUUUUUCAAGACAUCGUUACGUGCACUACCCUUACGUCGACCGCUUUACUUAUGAUGCGAGCCAAGUUCCAUCGGAGUGGCACCGUUGGCUGCACUACAUAACGGAUGAUCCUCCCACGAAAGUUCCUCCUCCCCAACGAAAGUUCACUCUGUCUCACAAGGACAACAAAACUGGAACUAAGAUGGAGUACGUUCCUUUUAGCACUACUCGUCCAAAGAUUGAGGAAUGGGUGCCACCCAAGGGAAAUUAA